This is a messenger RNA of Spodoptera litura, 1671 nucleotides long. RefSeq lists its product as uncharacterized. The record is from RefSeq and is a predicted model, not a curated record. Lineage: Eukaryota; Metazoa; Arthropoda; Insecta; Lepidoptera; Noctuidae.
GCUCAUUGAUGUGUUUUAUAACCUGUGGUUACAAAACCCCAUUGAGUGAAACGAGUGUUUGGUUUCGUUUACUUUUGAGAUUUUGUGUGACUGCUUUGUUUCUUAGUGUUAGAAUAAUUAACUUACAAUAUUAGCCAAGAUGUCUUCAGUUUGUUGUGGAACAAAAAAACAGAAACUAAACAACUCGUAUAGUAACAGUAUAGAUCGACCUUUGAAUGGUUACCAGGAGUCUGUAGCUAUUCCUGAUAUGUGUUACUUUUGUUUCGAUGUUUUGUAUUGUCAGCUGCAUAGUAUGGACCCUCCUCAGACGCCAAACUUUACUAAUGAUGCCUAUCCUUUGUUUGUGACUUGGAAGAUUGGUAAAGAGCACCGUCUCCGAGGAUGCAUCGGGACAUUCAAUGCAAUGCAUUUACAUUCAGGUCUUCGUGAAUACGCAAUAACGAGUGCUUUAAAAGACUCGCGGUUCGCUCCAAUUACUCGUGAGGAGGUGCCGCGGCUGACAGUGUCAGUUUCCAUACUGCAGCACUUUGAGGAGGCCGAGCAUUACCUGGAUUGGAAGCUCGGCAAGCACGGCAUCCGCAUCGAGUUCAUCAGUGAACGCGGCACCAAGCGCACCGCCACCUAUUUACCUCAAGUUGCUACUGAACAAGGUUGGGACCAAAUCCAAACGAUUGACUCUCUGCUGCGAAAGGGCGGGUACAAGGCCGCCAUUACGGGCGAACUGAGACGGAGCAUCAAGCUGACUCGCUACCAGUCCGAGGAGAUCUCCGCCACCUACAACGAAUACAUCAGCCAGCGCUGCUAGCAGACGGUAAACGUGCCCACCCGCACCCAACUUCAUAACAAUCCAAGACUUGUGUAUCGCAGUAAACCUUAUGCACAUAGCAAUAAGAGAUACCGUGGGAAUGGGGCCGGGCAGAGUGUUUACAAAUAUUGUGCUAGAAAUAACGUAGCUUGUAAGUGUAUGUCUAGUGUCCAGAAUCAGUUUGCGAGGAGGCAUUGUGAAGUGAGCGCUCGUUCGACUCGAAAUGUCACCAGUCAGAAUUCUGCUCAAAGUGCAUUGACGAGCCAACCCAGACGAUCCUGUCUGAUUCAAAUUAUUUAAAGUUAAGAUACAACACUGCCAACGACAUUCCUCUGUGGAUACCAUCUUAAGUGCCAUCUCAAUAACUGUAAUGCUUAUGAAUUAAUAUUAACAUUGACUUGCAGGAUUCAUAAUAGCGUCACACGAUUGUAUACUUCAUUAGUUGCAACUAGUUUUUGAGUUAAUUUAAAAUUAAGGGUGUUUUUCAUCGGCAAUACACUUUGAACGAAAUUUUGAAGGACAUAUUUAGUUAUUAUAUUGUUAUAUAACUGUGAGUCUAAUAAUUAAAAACAUUGGUUAGUGAUUUAUGUGUAAUUUGACUCAUGGUUGGCUAGUUAAGGGUUGCCCAUGCUUCCAUUAUUGAUGAUCUUGUAUUACUGAUUGAAUCUACGCAGUUUUUGGUAUGGUUACAAUUUCAUAUUAAAAGUCCAAAUGUAACAUGUAUUAGUCUUAGUAUGUGUUCUUUAUUUGAAUAGUUUACUUUUGGCUUUUCUAUGAUCACUAGUCCAGAGGCUUUAGUACGAGUUUGAUUUAAGUUUAAAGUAUUCGAAACGAGUAUGCGUUCUGCGCUCUGAUUGGCCGGCUCG